Messenger RNA from Vitis vinifera (wine grape), 563 nucleotides. RefSeq names its product histone H2AX-like. The record is from RefSeq and is a predicted model, not a curated record. Lineage: Eukaryota; Viridiplantae; Streptophyta; Magnoliopsida; Vitales; Vitaceae. Bases 1 to 420 code for a protein of 139 amino acids. Gene Ontology annotation, molecular function: protein heterodimerization activity; DNA binding; structural constituent of chromatin. Gene Ontology annotation, cellular component: nucleosome. The transcript has 2 exons.
AUGAGUUCCACGGGAUCAACCAAGGGAGGUAGAGGCAAGCCAAAGGCCUCAAAGUCGGUAUCGCGGUCUCAGAAGGCUGGGCUUCAAUUUCCGGUGGGGAGGAUUGCAAGGUUUCUCAAGGCCGGAAAGUAUGCCGAGCGUGUUGGAGCCGGCGCCCCCGUCUACCUGUCUGCUGUUCUUGAGUAUCUCGCGGCCGAGGUUUUGGAGCUUGCUGGAAAUGCAGCGAGGGACAACAAAAAGAAUCGCAUUGUACCUCGCCACAUACAGCUAGCAGUAAGGAAUGACGAGGAGCUAAGCAAACUAUUGGGGUCAGUAACCAUUGCUAAUGGAGGGGUUUUGCCCAACAUCCACCAGACUCUGUUGCCAAAGAAGACGGGUAAAGGCAAGGGGGAGAUUGGGUCUGCUUCCCAGGAAUUUUAGAGAGUUGUGUUAAUGGCCUCUCCUUGUCCUUUGUCUUUUUGAUAGAUAUGUAGUAUACACAUCUUCUCUUCCUUCUAUGGAUAAAGUUUUGUUCUUCUAAACUCUUUGGAACAAAAUGAAGUUCUAAGCUUUUUGAGGUGCUC